Plasmodium reichenowi is the source of this 503-nucleotide messenger RNA. RefSeq lists its product as hypothetical. Lineage: Eukaryota; Apicomplexa; Aconoidasida; Haemosporida; Plasmodiidae. The transcript has 4 exons. The record is from RefSeq and is a predicted model, not a curated record. The annotation marks the transcript as partial.
AUGAUAAAAAAUGUUAAAAGUAUAAGCGUCAUUGGUAAUAACUUAGAUUCAUUAUCCCUAAGUUAUUUUUUACAAUGUAAAAAGUUAAAUGUGAACCUACUAUUAACAAACAAAAGUACAAACUCUAUAAAUACCUAUCAUCAUAAAAAAAAUGUAAUAGAAAAGGGACAUUACACAUUUGUUCUCAAUGAUGAGUCUUACUUAUCUCUAUCCCUUCUAAAAAGUUUACAUUUAAAACCAAAAGUUAUUGAACGUAAUAGAUAUUCAAACAAUGUUUCCUUUUUGGAUGUGAAAGAAAGAAAGUACAAGAUUAAUAAAUAUUUAUUUAGAAUAAUUUAUAAUUUGUUGAAGGAUUAUUUUUCCAAUAAGUCUAUAAAUAUUGGCAAGAAUGAAACUUUGAAUAAUUUUAUACUUAAACAUUUUGAUAAGAAAAUAUGUGACAAUUUAAUCGCUCCGUACUGUUACCAUUAUUUUAAUUACUCCCCCGAAAAUGUGUUGAUGAG